Scaptodrosophila lebanonensis is the source of this 622-nucleotide messenger RNA. RefSeq names its product NADH dehydrogenase [ubiquinone] 1 beta subcomplex subunit 7 (gene ND-B18). The transcript is spliced from 3 exons. The record is from RefSeq and is a predicted model, not a curated record. The coding region runs from base 47 to 400 and encodes 117 amino acids. NCBI's taxonomy places the organism in Eukaryota, Metazoa, Arthropoda, Insecta, Diptera, Drosophilidae. Gene Ontology annotation, cellular component: mitochondrion.
CGGCAGCGGCAGCAACAACAAAAGCAGUGCACGGAAACAUUUUACCAUGGGCAACGCUGUAACUCACUACUUGAAGCCCGAUGUUAUGCCUGGCCCGGACGUUGUGCCCUCCUUCGAUCCGAUGCUGGGCUUUGAGUCGCGUAAGGAACGUGUUAUGAUUGCUACAAAGGAGGAAAUGGAAUCGGCAAAGCUGCCUCUUGAAGAUCGAGACUACUGUGCUCACAAGCUGAUACAGUACAGAUCCUGCCGCGCCGACACCUUCCCCUUCGUCUACAAGUGCGCACAUGAGAAACACGAGUACUUGACCUGCGAAUAUGAGGACUACGUGCUCCGGAUGAAGGAAUUCGAGCGUGAGCGUCGGCUACUGGAGCGCCAAAAGCGUCUUGCCGGCAAGGCUUAGGUUAACGCAUAAUUAUCGGAAGCAGAUGACCAACAACCAUAAAGAAACAACAGCAGAAGCAGAAACUACAACAAGCAGCGAUCUAAAGUUGGACGACUGCAGUUGACCGUUAAUUUCAAUAAAUACAUGCUAGUAAUAAUGUACCAUCUGUUUUUUUUUUAGUUAAUUAAAUUAAAAAUGAUUAAAACCAUAACUUAAAGUACAUUUGCUUGUACAUAAAUA